AUGUGGAAAGAUAUUGACGAAUGUCUUGAUACAGAAAUAAAUAAUGCGAAUAUCUCAAAAGUUGUAUCAAAAGGUAGUGGUGACAAAGUCAAAGGCCAUAUUAUUGGUAUUGCUUUAGGUAUAAUAAAUUCAUAUGUUGCUAUUAUGGAAAGAAAAUCGCGUAAAGUACUUGAAAAUGUUGAAGGUAUGCGAACAAUGCCAUCAGUAGUAGCCUUUACAAAAGAUAAUAAACGACUUGUUGGUAUGUCUGCUAAACGUCAAGUAGUAACAAAUCCUUAA
Rotaria sp. Silwood1 is the source of this 279-nucleotide messenger RNA. The record is from the annotation of a GenBank genome assembly. Lineage: Eukaryota; Metazoa; Rotifera; Eurotatoria; Philodinida; Philodinidae.